This is a messenger RNA of Dibothriocephalus latus, 483 nucleotides long. The record is from the annotation of a GenBank genome assembly. NCBI's taxonomy places the organism in Eukaryota, Metazoa, Platyhelminthes, Cestoda, Diphyllobothriidea, Diphyllobothriidae.
AUGAAGCUUACGAAGGAGGACGAACUUCUUUUAGAACAGUACGGACGGACAGCCUCUACGAAGUCCAACAAACUCAUUUAUGGAAACGCAUUACUUGUCUGCCUAACACCCAUAUGGCUCUAUUGGCGAAUACACGAAAUGGACCUCAUACCCAACCUAAUUUUAUUUGCAAUAUUCACGGCGGCUUCAACUUACUUGAUUUCCCUUGCGUACACCAACUCAAAGGGCCCUCUUAUGGAAAGAAUCGCUAUUACUCGAACUGAUGCCAUAACCCAGGAGAUAACAAAAAAAGUUGGCAACGACAAGAAAGUAUCAAAGAAAGAAAAAGAUGAUAUGAUACGGCAGAAGACAAAGGAUGUGGCUGAUUACGAGUCUACCACGUUCUCCAUUUUUUACGUGAACGCGAUAUUUAUACUGAUAGUGCUCAUAUCGUCUACCGUGCUGCAUCAACUAUCGGAUCCAGUGUAUCCUUUUGCCAAAUAA